Candoia aspera is the source of this 1577-nucleotide messenger RNA. RefSeq names its product jagunal homolog 1 (gene JAGN1). The record is from RefSeq and is a predicted model, not a curated record. The transcript is spliced from 2 exons. The coding region runs from base 11 to 562 and encodes 183 amino acids. Lineage: Eukaryota; Metazoa; Chordata; Lepidosauria; Squamata; Candoiidae. Gene Ontology annotation, biological process: vesicle-mediated transport; endoplasmic reticulum organization; granulocyte colony-stimulating factor signaling pathway. Gene Ontology annotation, cellular component: endoplasmic reticulum membrane.
CUUCGUGAAGAUGGCUUCGCGCGCGGGACCUCGAGCCACGGGAACCGACGGCAGCGACUUCCGGCACCGGGAGCGCGUGGCCGAGCAUUACCAAAUGAGCGUAUCUCUCAAGUCUGAGAUUAAGAAGUUGAUCUACAUGCAGGUGGCACUGUGGCUGUUGGUGGCAGCACAAAUGUGCGUAGCUCACUUCAAACUUCUACCCCAUGACAAGGUGGCCAUGCCUUACCAGUGGGAGUACCCAUACUUGCUCAGUAUCAUCCCCUCACUCUUUGGCCUCUUCUCCUUUCCCCGAAACAACAUCAGCUACCUGGUGAUUUCCAUGAUCAGCACCGGCCUCUUCUCGGUGGCGCCUCUCAUCUAUGGCAGCAUGGAGAUGUUUCCGAUGGCUCAGCAGCUCUACCGCCAUGGCAAAGCCUACCGCUUCAUCUUUGGUUUCUCUGCUGUCUCCGUCAUGUAUCUGUUGGUAGUGGUGGCGGUGCAAGUUCACGGCUGGCAACUUUAUUACAGCAAAAAGCUAUUGGACUCCUGGUUUACCAGCACCCAGGAGAAAAAGAAGAAGUGAACAAGGGGUUGGGCAUUGCAUGCAUCAACACUCUCUUGGACUGAGGGGUGGGAAAGAGGGAGAGACCUCCUUCAGGAGAAGUGGAUGGUGCUCUUGGGUUUCUCUCUCAUCCUUAUGGAACAAAUGGGAGAUCCAGGGGUUCCAGCUGAGCUGAAUGAACAUUGAACCAUGCUUGGUGGUUUUCCAGCUUGUGUGACCUAAGACUGGGAGUUGUAGGCUGGGGUAGUCCUGCUUUGGAAGGGAUUUAGGGGACCCUCCUUCCAAAGGAGAGGCAACUGAUACCCUUUAAAGCAGCGUUUCUCAACCUUAGCCACUUUAAGAAGUGUGGACUUCAACUCCCAGAAUUCCCCAGCCAGCAUGCUGGCUGGGGAAUUCUGGGAGUUGAAGUCCACACAUCUUAAAGUGUCUAAGGUUGAGAAAUGCUGCUUUAGAGAGAUGCUUUCCUCACUUGGCUUAGGCAGAUGAGACUUGCUGGAGUCUCCUGAUAGUUGGAACAAACCAAUACUGAGCUAUGCCAUGUGCACUUUAAAAGAUUCACCCUUUGCACCAUCUUGAAUUACGCUGUGAACAAUUGGAACCUAGUAGGAAUAGGAAAGCAGCACUCAGCAAGGCCAUGAACCCCAUCCAUCCAUCCAUCCAUCCAUCCAUCCUAGAACUCCCACUUCAGAAUAUUAUAGGGCCCAACCCUGUCAAGAGAUGUUGGUUGUUUGUGGCCAUGCUCCCAGGAGCAGCUAAGUUUCCUUACCCUGGUGGUAAGGGCUGCCACCCAAUGUUACUCUUUCUCCAGCCCUAUCAACAGGGGACUGGUAUGCCAAGUGCUGAAACUUGCUCUGCUGGACUGCCCCUCUGAGCUUGAUUUGUUUUCUUACCCCAUUGCCUGUCCACUCUUUUGGAGUCCAUCCACAUUCCAGAGACCCUUUGCCUUUUCUGCAAGCUGCCUAGGUGUUCCAGGAAUGGCUGCUGCCCAUCUCUGCUCUCAUGCUUGUGAACCAAAUAAAGUGCUGUCUUAAAAGUC